AUGUUUCAUGCGAAGAAGCCGUACUCGGCGGUCACCGUCACCGUCGAGAACCUCACCUCCGAGUCCUACCCCGAAGACGACCUCAGCGGAAUCCCCGACCUCGUCGAAGUCAUCAAGCUCCAGGCUUCUGGUCCGACCGAAGCAGCACGCGCGAUCCGCAAGAAGCUCAAGUAUGGUAAUGUGCAUCGACAAAUUCGAGCGCUCGUUCUCCUCGACGGACUGAUUCAGAAUGCGGGAUCGCAGUUUCAGCGUGCCUUUGCAGAUGAGCCGCUGCUGGAACGACUGCGUGUGUGUGGCUCGUCGGAUUUAUCUGACCCGGCAGUGAAGAAGAAGUGCGGAGAGCUGUUUCGGGAGUGGUCGCAGUAUGCGAGUGUUCCGGGGUUGGAGAGAGUUGCUCGGUUGUACAAGGAACUGCCCAAGCGUAAAGUCGCCGUGACGCGGGAAAAGAGCAAGGUUAUUCAGGAGACGGAGAAUCCGUUUGGCGACGAUGAGGAAGAAGAGGCGGAGAGAGCGAGCGAGCAGAGGAGACAGGGUGCUGCCGGGCCAUCUGACCGAUUCAGUAUGAGCAGCGCAAUCGACAACCAUGGCGUCAUGAUGCCACCUGAUUUGGACUCGAAAAAACACAAGAAGAGUAAAUCCAAGUCCAAGAGCAAAGGGGGCCGCAAAUUCGAUCUCGAGGCCGAGAAGGAGAAGAUGAAGUCUGUGAUUGCGGAGUCGUCCAUAGCGUCGACUGGGUUGAUGAACUCCCUGCAAAGUAUUAAUCGUGAGAAGGAGCGGAUUUCAGAGAAUCGAGUCGCGACGCAGAAUUUCGAGGCGUGCAAGCAGCUCCGACGUAGAAUAUUACGAUAUAUUCAUCAAGUGGAAAGCGAGCAAUAUCUGGGCAGUCUUCUCCACGCCAACGACGAACUUGUACACGCUCUCAUGGCAUACGAACAGCUCGAUCACUCAAUCGAGGCGGAUAGCGAUUCUGACGAUGAAUUGGCAGAGCAAGCGCACAUGUACCGAAUGAUUACGCAGAAGGCGCAAGAGGAACGGACAGCAGCUGGAAAUGCGCCCGAUAUUUCGGGGCUGUCGUUGCAGAGUGCGCCCAAAGUUCCGCCGACUAGACCUCCUCGUCCUGCAGCGCCGGUGAGAAAGGCAUCUAGUGUGACUAGUGAGGAGGAAGAUGACGAUGAUGAUAAUCCGUUUGGAGAUAAGAAUGUGAUUUCUACGCCGGCUGCGGAGAGGGCAGAGCCACAUUGGUAG
Pochonia chlamydosporia 170 is the source of this 1245-nucleotide messenger RNA. RefSeq names its product VHS domain-containing protein. The record is from RefSeq and is a predicted model, not a curated record. Gene Ontology annotation, molecular function: phosphatidylinositol binding; ubiquitin binding. Lineage: Eukaryota; Fungi; Ascomycota; Sordariomycetes; Hypocreales; Clavicipitaceae. Gene Ontology annotation, biological process: endocytosis; actin filament organization; actin cortical patch localization. The transcript is spliced from 5 exons. Bases 1 to 1245 code for a protein of 414 amino acids. Gene Ontology annotation, cellular component: actin cortical patch.